CCAGCAUAUCGGAAUCACACCUACCGUCGUCCAACGGCGCAUGCAAGAAGCCCAGCACUCCGCUGCCUUCAUCCCAAUGGCAAGCAAUAACAGAGAAUACAAAGAGUCUUCAGUUUUCAUACGAAGUUAUGUGGGAACCGUCUGACAUCCGCUGGGCUUCACGUUGGGAUGUCUUCUUACGUUCAGAUGGUGGUCAGGUUCACUGGUUUUCCAUUGUGAAUUCCUUAGUCAUCGUUGUUUUCCUGACUACUGUGAUUGCUAUGAUCCUCGUCCGAACGCUACGGAAAGAUAUUGCAAAAUACAAUCGCGAUGAUGACGCGGAAGAUAUCUUGGAGGAAUCUGGUUGGAAGUUGGUUCAUGGUGAUGUAUUUCGUCCACCGCGCCACAUUCGUCUACUUACCGCAUUGUUUGGCUCGGGAGUUCAAGUAUUCUGUAUGGUGUUUGUUACCAUCUUCUUCGCCAUGCUGGGUAUGUUGUCACCGGCCUCCCGUGGUGCUGUGAUGACGGCUGCCAUAUUCACCUACGUCUUCAUGGGCGUGUUCGCCGGUUACUACGCUGGUCGGUUGUAUAAGACAAUGCGUGGAAUGUUAUGGAAAUCAACUGCCGUGAUGACCGGAAUGUUUUUUCCGACUCUGUUGUUGAUUAUCGGACUUGUGUUGAACACAUUUGUAUGGUACAAACGUUCCUCAGCUGCCGUGCCGUUCACAACCAUGUUGGCCAUCCUCGCAUUAUGGUUGGGUAUUUCGCUGCCACUGGUCUACACCGGAUUUUUCUUUGGCUAUCGAAAACGACCGUUUGAACUGCCCGUGCGCACCAAUCAGAUUCCGCGUGCCGUUCCGCCAGCGAAAUUCCACCAGAAUCUACUUGUCUCAACUUUGUUAGCUGGAGCGCUGCCGUUUGGUGCCGUGUUUAUUGAGGUCUUUUUCAUCUACAUGGCUUUGUGGGAGAGUCGUUUUUACUACCUAUUCGGAUUUUUGUUUGUGGUCUUCGUCAUCCUCAUCAUCUGCUGUGCACAAGUCGCUAUUGUGCUUACUUAUUUCCAACUCUGCAACGAGGACUAUCGUUGGUGGUGGCGAACGUUUGUUGCUUCGGGUGGCCCGGCCCUGUAUCUGUUCGUCUAUUCUAUUUUCUACUAUUGGACGAAGUUGGAUAUCACUCAGUUUGUACCGACGGUCGUCUACUUCGGAUAUACAGUGCUUAUGGUUCUGGUCUUCUGGGUUCUGACAGGAGCUAUCGGGUUUACAGCGACAUUUGUCUUUCUACGACAUAUUUAUUCGGCCAUCAAAAUCGAUUAA
Messenger RNA from Opisthorchis viverrini, 1295 nucleotides. RefSeq lists its product as hypothetical. Gene Ontology annotation, cellular component: membrane. Gene Ontology annotation, biological process: protein localization to membrane. NCBI's taxonomy places the organism in Eukaryota, Metazoa, Platyhelminthes, Trematoda, Opisthorchiida, Opisthorchiidae. The annotation marks the transcript as partial. The record is from RefSeq and is a predicted model, not a curated record. The transcript is spliced from 9 exons.